GGUCAGGAAUUACCGAGCCGUGCUUCUUAUUUUGCUCAUCCAUCCAAAAUGGAACAUGAGUGCGCAGACUUUCUGUGAGUCGUUUGAAGCUUCCCAAAAAAAAAAAAAAAAUAACGCGCGGCCCGCUCGAAAAGAACCUUAAAUCUCACGCGUCAGUUCCUCUUGGUCUUUUUUGUUUCUCUCCCUUUUACCCGUCUCUGUUACAACUCUCGUCGCUUUCUUUCCGCCAUUUGUUGAAUGGGAAACAAGAGCGAAGACGCAGAGAAGCUGAUGCUGUUUGAUGGGCUAUUGGAGGCUAUGCCCCUUUUCGCCAAGGAGCUUGUUGCCGGAGGUGUUGCCGGUGGCUUCGCCAAGACCGUCGUUGCUCCCCUCGAUCGGGUCAAAAUUCUCUUUCAGACACGAGGAGCUGAAUUCCAGAGAACAGGGCUUUAUGGAUCAGCGAGAAGGAUUGCUACAACAGAAGGCUUUUUGGGAUUCUACAGAGGAAACGGAGCAAGUAUUGCAAGGAUUAUUCCUUACGCAGCCCUUCAUUACAUGUCCUACGAGCAAUACCGCAGAUGGAUAAUGCACUCUUUCCCUGACGUCUGGAAAGGCCCUACCCUUGACCUUGUGGCAGGCUCAUUAUCUGGAGGCACAGCCGUACUUUUUACUUAUCCCCUUGACUUAAUUCGGACCAAGUUAGCUUAUCAGGUUGUAAGUACAACAAAGCUCAACGCUACAAGGAUGGUUGAUAAUGAACAAGUUUACAGAGGGAUCCUAGAUUGUUUGGCUAAAACUUACAAAGCAGGUGGCAUUAGAGGUCUCUACCGUGGAGUGGCUCCAUCAUUGGUUGGGAUAUUCCCAUAUGCGGGUUUAAAAUUCUACUUCUAUGAGGAAAUGAAACGCCAUGUCCCUGAGAAGCACAAACAAACCGUUGUGGCCAAACUUACGUGUGGAUCCGUAGCCGGUUUAUUGGGACAGACCUUCACAUAUCCUCUCGAAGUUGUUCGGAGGCAAAUGCAGGUUCAAAAACUUGGGGCAUCUGAUAACGUACAAUUGAAGGGCACUCUCAAAACCCUUUUUAUGAUUGCUGAAAACCAAGGUUGGAAGCAGCUAUUUUCAGGUCUGAGCAUCAACUACAUAAAGGUUGUCCCAUCUGUGGCCAUAGGAUUUACAGUUUAUGAUAUUAUGAAAUCAUGCUUGAGAGUUCCGUCAAGAGAAGAAGCUGCAGUUGAAGUGUUAACCAACAAAAGACUUAGCCAGCCAUCCCAUCCGUAAUAAUAAUAAUAAUAGGAAUAAAAAUUCCCUUCUAAAGAGUCAGAAUGGCUUCUAGUCUCAUUCUAUUUCAAAAAUCUCUUGGCUGUACAUUGCAUUCUUUCGAGGUGGACAUCAUAUACCAUCUCCAAGUAGGUCUUACAUGUAUUCUUGUACUCCCUCCUAGAUAAUGAUUGGUUGGCAGGGCAGAUCUCAUUGAUUACAUCAUUUCCUAAGAAACCAUGUUUCUUGGAAGAUUGGACACAUAUCAUGUACACAACAGCGUUCAGAUAAAUUAGACUUGCAAUGUGCAAGAAUAAUGAAAGGAUUAGAAAUUUUAAACUGAUUA
Prosopis cineraria is the source of this 1582-nucleotide messenger RNA. RefSeq names its product mitochondrial carrier protein CoAc2. The record is from RefSeq and is a predicted model, not a curated record. NCBI's taxonomy places the organism in Eukaryota, Viridiplantae, Streptophyta, Magnoliopsida, Fabales, Fabaceae. Gene Ontology annotation, cellular component: mitochondrial inner membrane. Gene Ontology annotation, biological process: transmembrane transport. Bases 238 to 1257 code for a protein of 339 amino acids. The transcript has 7 exons.